Molecule: messenger RNA, 2421 nt
Organism: Coffea arabica (coffee)
Lineage: Eukaryota; Viridiplantae; Streptophyta; Magnoliopsida; Gentianales; Rubiaceae
Source: RefSeq, a predicted model, not a curated record
AUGACAGAUAGAUUGCUGCAACUUUAUAGAGGAAACACUCCUGAAGCUGUUGAAUUUAGGCAAUGUAUCAAAAGUUACAACAAUAUGUUUGCCUUCACAUCAUUGGGAGUCCACUAUGACAGGGAGCUGAGCAACAGAAAUAAAGGCAUUUAUACUUUUCGAGUUCAAGGACAAAUCUAUCAUUUUGUCAAUCCACUGAAACCUUCUGAUGGUGAAAAAGCAUCAAAUCUGCAGCUCUAUUUUUAUGAUACGGAGCAUGAAGUACAAAAUAGAAUGGCUCUAUCAAGCAAAUUUAGGGAGUCAAUUGUUCAGCAGCUAAAAUCUAUUCUUGAUCACAAUCCUUAUUCUGUCUUUAUUAGAAGAUUAGCAGAGAUUAAAGACCUGGAUAAAUACAGGAUUUUCCUCAAAUCUAAUCCUGGAUUGGAUCAACGUGUGUUCAAUAUUCCUUCAGUAUCUCAAGUUGCAGCAGUUUGGUUGGAUAGUGACAGUGUUAAUGGAGACAGUUCAAGAGAGAUUGAAAUAUGUACAAAAACAGGAAGCAGAAAAAUAGUCAAACAACAUUAUGGUUGUUAUGACACAUUACAAUAUCCAUUGAUAUUUCCUUCUAGAGAGACUGGAUGGCAUCCUGGAAUUCUUAGAAAGACCAAAACUCAGAUUCUUCAGCAGCUUGAUCAAACUUGUGAGAAAGAAAAUUUGCUUUCUAUUGAUCAAUGCACUGAUAUAGAACAACUAUUUAUUGCAGAACAAACAGAUCAAUCAAACUUGCUGCAUAUCGGUCGUCUAUUGCAGCAAUAUUCUGUUGGCACCUAUGUCAAGUUAGAGACAUCGCGGCUUGAAUUUCACAGAGGCAAACAAAACAAAUUGAGAACAGAGGCUUAUCAAGGAUUACUUGAUGUCAUAGCAAAAGGAUCCACAAAUGCAUCAAAUGUCGGAAAACGCAUCAUUCUGCCUGCAAGUUUUAUAGGAGGACCAAGAGAUAUGCGACGCCGAUAUAUGGAUGCAAUGACCCUUGUGCAACGUUAUGGAAAGCCAGAUAUUUUCCUCACAAUGACCUGCAAUCCAUCUUGGCCUGAGAUCAAGAACCAUCUGCUUGAAACAGAUGAGUGUCAAAACCGACCUGAUUUGAUUACACGGGUAUUUCGUGCAAAAAUUGAACAAUUGAAAGAAGAUCUUUUCAAGAAACAUCUUUUCGGUCAUGUUGCUGCUUACACUUAUGUCAUUGAAUUUCAAAAAAGAGGUUUGCCCCAUGCUCACUUCCUGAUCAUUCUAAAGGAACAAUCAAAGAUGUUCUCACCAGAAGAAUAUGACAACAUUGUUUGUGCAGAGCUUCCUGAUAGACAUCAAUCACCAUAUCUAUAUUCUCUGGUGAUAAAGCACAUGCUUCAUGGCCCUUGUGGAUCAAUGAAUCCAAGUAAUCCAUGCAUGCGACAAAAUCACAAGUGCAGAAACAACUAUCCAAAGGAUUUCUCAGAAUAUACAAAGCAUGGAAAAAAUUCCUAUCCUAUAUAUAGGAGAAGAGAUGAUGGAAGCAAAGUCUAUAUCAGACAACAUGAGCUAGAUAACCGAUGGAUUGUCCCUUACAAUCCAUAUCUUCUUGCAAAAUAUGAUUGUCACAUCAACGUUGAAAUAUGUUCUGCCAUUGAAGCUGUAAAGUACAUCUAUAAAUAUAUAUACAAGGGUCAUGACAGAGUGAUGUAUCAAUUGACAGCAGAACAAGCAGAUAAGAUUAUUGAUGAGAUAAAAAAUUUUCAGUCUGCAAGGUGGGUAUGUGCUCCUGAAGCUAUGUGGAGGAUUUAUGCUUUUGAUCUCAAUCUUAUCAGUCCAUCAGUUAUUUUGCUUCAACUACACCUUGAAAACUACCAAUCGAUGUGCUUCGAUGAGAAUCGGCCUCUAACAGAUGUCAUUCAAGAUGACAGACUUUCACGAACAAUGUUGACAGAAUUCUUUUCAAUGAAUCAAACAAAUAAAGAUGCAGAAAAUCUUAAUCUUCUCUACAAGGAAUUUCCUCAACAUUUUGUCUGGGAUGAAGCAUCUUCAUUUAAAGAAGCAGCAGAAUUACGAGGAUUGCUUCAUAUAGACAAUGGAGCUGAAGAAUGCUUAUCAGAAGCUAUUCUCUACAAAAUGCCACAAUGUCUAAGACAGCUAUUUGCAGUGAUCUUAGUCCAUUGCUCACCAGCUGAUCCACAUAAAUUAUGGUCGAAGUUUCAGCCAUUCUUAUCAGAAGAUAUCGCAGCAGACUCAUCAUUAUCAGAAACUGAAAUUAUCAGAAAGGUCCUUGCUUCAAUUGAUCACUAUUUGCAAAUAAUGGGAAAAAGCAUAAAGACCUAUAGUUUCUCAGAUUUUAUUCCCACUGUUGAUUCAUCAAUCCUGCUAAAGAAAUACAAGCUGAGCUUGCAAUACCUGUCUCCACAGAAGAUUUAG